Messenger RNA from Symbiodinium pilosum, 517 nucleotides. NCBI's taxonomy places the organism in Eukaryota, Dinophyceae, Suessiales, Symbiodiniaceae. The record is from the annotation of a GenBank genome assembly.
GAGGGACCCUUGCUUUUUGCAGAGCUUACGGGACUCCGUCGCCUUGCUGACGUUUGAGAACAAGCGCCUGGAAAACAGCAAUGUGAAGUUGAAGACCAACCUGGAGGGCCUGAAGGAUGUGGACGAGAAGUUUGAGACGGUGCAUCGGCAACUGAAUGGCGAGGUCGAUGCCGCUGUAGAGCUGCUGCAGGCUUUGGAGCACCACAGUCGGGUCCAGGAUGUGGUGUCCGCCCUCAAUCUUUUCUUCGUCUCUGACUACGAAAACACUGGCAGCCUCCAACCAGCAGAAGCUGCGAUCUUCCUCGAGGGAUUUUCGCAACUCUGGCUCUUGCUGCCAGACUAUGACAAGGAAGAUUUGAAGGACUUGAACAGUGAGCUCACAUUUGAAGAUUUCUCUGAGCUGCUACGUGCUGUUUUGGAGGAUGACGCCAAGAAGUGUCGCAGAAUUCUUGACUCACUAUGCUGCGUGGCUCCUCCGGAUGACAUCACCUACGCACUACCUCCGAUCAGAAAGCAG